AAUUAUUUGAACCUUUGAUUCAUUGUCUGAAUGUAUAAGUCGGCAUGGAGGCGGCAAGUACUGAUGAUCCAAAACCGCGCACAGUGGUGGUGAUAGGUCAUUCCUUCAUCAGGAGACUCGGAAUUUUGAUGCAGAAUGAACCAGAUUUUGAUAACUUACGACUAUAUAAAGAUAAAUUUAAAGUGUUAAUUAGAGCCAGGGGCGGCCUCAAGACACAAGAUCUAGCCAACUCUCGAGAAUUGCUGGACUUUCAGGGCAUACAUAUUGAGGGCGCCAUUUGUUUUAUGCAAAUUGGCGGGAAUGAUUUGUCAAAUCCACAAGCAACACCAAACGAGGUCGCUCGGAAUAUUAUGUCGUUAGCGCAAUUCUUACUGUUAACUAACAAAUUUUCCUUUGUAAUAAUUGGACAGUUAUUACGCAGACAUCCAUCCAAAGUAGGGGACCACUAUAAUUUUAAAGUGAUUGACACUAAUAAACUCCUGCAUGAUCAGUGCCACCGAUCUACCAGCAACAUUUUGUUCUGGCACCAUCACGGCUUCUGGGAUCCAGAAAUGAAAUUCUUGGCCAGCGAUGGGGUCCACCUCAAAGACAGCAGUCACGAUCACCGGGUCAUGAGGAAAUACCUCCAGAGCAUUAAGAGUGCUGUCCUCUAUGCCUCCCAUCUGCCAGGGUGGGAGAAUAAGGAUAAAAAAUAUGCCACCAAAAAAGAGGAUGAAACUACGCAGCCAACCAGCUCAGGCACCCCCUGUAGACUCGGCAUUGGGCAACGCAGUUGAUGCCAGUUCAUCAGCUACUCAAGCGAGCUGCACCAACAACCCUCCAAUUGACUAUGACCAGCUUGCAGCAGCAAUUCUUAGACAACAACAGGCUUUGACACCAAGCAGUGCUUCCUCAAAUAAUAUCGUUUCUCAGGAUACUCCCUCUACUUCACAGGCUGUACCCUCUGCAUCAAGUACCUCUUCUAGCGAUCCAAGUAGUCUAAAUUUGGUAAACACCCUGCAACAGUUAUUUUCAGGUUCAGGAAGCCAAGAAAUUUGCCCCUUGGUUGGACCUCAAGCCAACAGCAGUACCAGAACAUUUGAUUUACAUAUAAGCCAACCAAGUCAGCAGUUACUUCAGGCAUCACUGUCUUUAUCGUCUAAGCAGUUAUACCUUCGAAGUUGGAAUUUGUUAAAGAAAUUUUGUGACACUCAUAGUAUACCCUUUUCUCUCCCAUUUGCAGAAGGAAUUAUUUGCAAUUUUAUUGGUGAAUUAUUCACUGAGGGUUUAAGCCCAUCCACCAUCACUUCACAUGUUUCGGCAAUUAGUUUCGUUCAUAAGAUUUUUGACUUUCAUGACCCUACCCACUCUUUUAUAGUGAGAAAAGUUAUCAAAGGAGCCCAAAACCUAGCAAGAACUGUUGACACUAGACUUCCAAUUACAAAACCCAUUCUUAUCAAAUUAUUAUCUGCCUUAGAUCACACUGUUCAAGAAGCAGACUCAAGAACUCUGCUGUCAGCAAUUUUCCUUCUUGCCUUUCAUGCCUUUAUGCGGUUAGGUGAACUCGUUCCUAGAAACAAAACAUUUAACUCAAAAGUAAUUCAAAGACAAGACAUAAUGUUCAAUGACGAUAAUUCAGUUCAGAUCACACUCAGGUAUUCAAAAACCAUGAAUGAUAGGCAGCCAUUAAUAAUUACUCUGACAGCUAAUAAUUUAAAAUGUCAAUUCUGUCCAGUUCAUGCCUUAAAAGCAUACAUUGCUGAACAUAAACACACAUCAGGUCCUUUAUUCACAUUUAAAUCUGGCGAACCAGUUCCGCACAACUUUGUGACAUCUCAUUUGAAACAUGCCAUAAAUUUUAUUGGUUUGAAUUCAUCACUUUACCUCGGUCAUAGUUUUCGCAUUGGUGCUGCCACAGAGGCAGCUAAGAACGGUUUAUCUGGAAAUGUAAUUCAACAACUGGGUCGUUGGCACUCAAAUGCAAGCAGACGUUACAUUAGAAUAAAUGCUUUCAAGUUCUAAAUUUCAACCCUUUAUGAGAAUUUCAAACUAAAUGAUCCCCUCAUACAGGUACUGCCACCGACUAUCAAAAGAGAAGUUAGCAUGUGGUUUUUUCUCUUCAGAACGUAAAUAGGAUCUGAUUAAAAAUUUUUAGCGUCAAGUCCAAAAUUAAGCAUAUAAAUUAUUUACGAGGUCAGACUAUGGUUGCUCAGACAGAUUACAAAAUUUUAAAAUUUGGAAUUACUAAGGUCAGCAUAUGGUUGCCUAUAUAAAACAGUAAUUCGGUUAGAAAUUUGGCAGGUAUUAUUUUGAAAAGUGUUAGCUCAUUUACGAGAUCACAAUUUACCCCCCAAUUUUGCCCCCAAAGUACAAGCUAUCUACAGGAGGUCAGCAUACGGUUGCUCAUAUAGCUUAUGGAAAUUGUAAUUCAGCCUUAAAUUGGGUGUUGAGACUGUGCGUGAAGUCAGCGAAAUUGCGAGCUAAUAUACAUGGAGACAGCGUACGAUUGCCUACAAAGAAACUGUAUAAAGUGAACUGGUAUUUCAGCCUCGAACGGGUACGUGAGACUUGUAUUUGGAGAUCAGCAUGUAUUUAUAGUAAAAUUACAAGCUCAGCAGAAGUUUUUUGCAUAAAUUUGUGUAUGAGAUAAGCAUAUGGUUGGUUAUAAAAACUGUACAUGGUAGUUGGAGCUUAGCAAGGUUUUUGUUUGAAACUUAUACAUAAAGUCAGCCUGGUUGUAAAAAUGAUUGUAAAAAUCAGUCAUGAGACUGAGUUUUGUUUUUAAAUAUUGUUCACGAGGCAGCAGUUGCUCCUUCUUUUUCUAAUUUAACUUUGUUUCAUUCAUAUAAUUGGCAAACUUUGCUUUUAAAUAUGUUACUCUUAUAGAUAUAACUUUAUGAUUAUGAUUAAAUAUGGUCUUAUGCUUGGGUUAAGUAAGUCCAUGCAGGUACAUGUUUUUUCAAUCUAUAACAAAAUUAUGAAAUGCCCUUUCCUUGGGUGGCGCGGCAUGCCUCAUGCAAGCAUUAGGCAUGCUGUGUGGCCUCUUGUUUUACGCCACCUUCUUGUUACACAAACUUGGUCAUCAUUAUAUAACAAUAGCUGGGAUAAGCAAUAAGUCGCAAUAUAUUAUAUCUAAGUUGAAACUAUUCAUUAUUUGUCCUUAUCCCAGCUAUAAUUUAUAAGAUUAUAUGUAAUAUUGUAUAUUUAUGUGCUUUUGUUCACUUGCGUCAUUUAUCUAGUUAAUAAAUGACAUGUUUUCACUCAACUCAUUUCUCAUGUUUUCUCCAGUGGGUAAAGCAACAAGAACAAGCUGCGGAAAGGCAUUUCACAUUACGGGAUUUAUUAUUACUAGUGGAAAAGUUGUGAAUAUAAAUAAAAUUUUAUGUUCCAUAAAAUAUUUUAUAUGCAAUCUUUUUUACAUUGUUUGACAAAGAUGAAAUUACAGUUGUUCUCGACUUAUUGUUUUGACAUCGGGAUCGAACUCCUGUUAAGAUCGGGUUCAGCGUGAUCGGCCAUUAUAUUUGACUGUGGAAACACGAGGUUGUGAUUAAAUUUCCGCCACCUCCCCUCCUCCUCCCAAUUAUUAACAACAUUUGAAAUAGAAAAUUCUAAUUGUUUCAAUUUUUGUGAUAUAGAUUUUUCUUUAUUGUACAAAAAUUAGCAUAUAACAUGCCUUGUGGCCUCUUGUUUUACGCCACCUUCUUGUUACACAAACUUGGUCAUCAUUAUAUAACAAUAGCUGGGAUAAGCAAUAAGUCGCAAUAUAUUAUAUCUAAGUUGAAACUAUUCAUUAUUUGUCCUUAUCCCAGCUAUAAUUUAUAAGAUUAUAUGUAAUAUUGUAUAUUUAUGUGCUUUUGUUCACUUGCGUCAUUUAUCUAGUUAAUAAAUGACAUGUUUUCACUCAACUCAUUUCUCAUGUUUUCUCUAGUGGGUAAAGCAACAAGAACAAGCUGCGGAAAGGCAUUUCACAUUACGGGAUUUAUUAUUACUAGUGGAAAAGUUGUGAAUAUA
Messenger RNA from Saccostrea cuccullata (small rock oyster), 3990 nucleotides. RefSeq lists its product as uncharacterized. Gene Ontology annotation, molecular function: DNA binding. The coding region runs from base 652 to 2001 and encodes 449 amino acids. NCBI's taxonomy places the organism in Eukaryota, Metazoa, Mollusca, Bivalvia, Ostreida, Ostreidae. Gene Ontology annotation, biological process: DNA integration; DNA recombination. The record is from RefSeq and is a predicted model, not a curated record. The transcript has 3 exons.